Anthonomus grandis grandis is the source of this 2108-nucleotide messenger RNA. RefSeq names its product transcription initiation factor TFIID subunit 5 (gene Taf5). Gene Ontology annotation, biological process: transcription initiation at RNA polymerase II promoter. The transcript is spliced from 8 exons. Bases 157 to 2070 code for a protein of 637 amino acids. The record is from RefSeq and is a predicted model, not a curated record. Gene Ontology annotation, cellular component: transcription factor TFIID complex. Gene Ontology annotation, molecular function: protein binding; RNA polymerase II general transcription initiation factor activity. Lineage: Eukaryota; Metazoa; Arthropoda; Insecta; Coleoptera; Curculionidae.
UUACUUUAUUUGCUGUUAAAAGUUGAGUAUUGUGUUAUAUAUGUACAAUAAUAAUAAACGGAGUUUAUUGAUAAAACCUUUUGUACUCCUGGUUGGGAAAACAAAGAACAUUUAAAUCUAAGAAACUAAUUGAUGCUUUAAAUAUCAUAAAAAAAAAUGUUACAGCCAUUAUAUUUGAAGGGUACCGAAGAACUAUUAAAAAAAGAGGCAAACAUCUCAGAUGAUGUUGAGCAACAAGAGUCAGACGUCAGCAGUGUCCUUACAGGUUACAAAAGUGAUGGAGAUCCAGAAACUUAUGAGGCAUCUUAUAUAGAACUAAAAAGAUUUGUAGAAAACUCUUUGGAUAUCUACAAACAUGAGUUAGGAAUGAUUUUAUACCCCGUGUUGGUUCAUAUGUACCUAGAAUUGGUUUACAAUGGGCACACGGAACAGGCCAUAUCCUUAAUGAAAAAGUUCGGACCAGAACAAGACUGUUACUAUCAAGACGACUUGAGGAAACUGGCAAUGGUUACCAGAAGGGACCAUAUGAACGGCAACGAGCUGACUGAUACCUUUAAGUCCAAUCAGUUCAUUAUCAGGAUGUCCAGGGACACAUUGUCCCUAUUAAAGAGACAUUUGAAUGAUAAAAAGGCAUCUGUGCUAUUGAACAUUGUUCAGGAGCAUUUAUACUUUGAUAUGUACGAAGGGGUCGCAAGGAAUAAGACUCAGAUUGAUGCUACUUCUGGGGCUGUGGGUGGAGAGGCCAAGAGACAAGAUAAUAAAGCCAAGGUGUUUUAUGGCAUACCAAAGGCUCCGGAUAUCCAGAUUCUGGCUGCCCCUGCCGAGGACGAAGAGGAGCCUCCCGAGCAAGAUAAUCCUGAUAAACCGAAGAAGAAGAAAUCCAAGAAAGAUCCAUUGCUUUCUAAAAAAACUAAAUCUGAUCCCAAUGCACCUCCUGUGGAUAGGAUUCCCGUGCCUGAUUUGAAGGACAAUGACAAAAUUGAGAAGUUAAAAGCACUAAGGGAGGCUUCAAAAAGGGUCAAUUUAGGGCCUGAAAAUCUUCCAUCUUGUUGCUGCUACACAUUAUUAAACUCCAAUUAUACUGUGUGUUGUGCAGAAAUAACAGAGGAUUCGAGCAUGUUAGCGGUGGGUUUUAACGACUCGAUUAUCAAAGUGUACACUCUGGUGCCGCAAAAACUAAAAGCGAUGAAAUGCGUCGAUAAGUUACAAGAAGUGAAUAUUGAGGCUGAAGAUGUUUUGGUUAGGAUGAUGGACGAGCGAUCCGGAGAAUCGUCCAGAAGUCUCUGCGGCCACGGAGGUCCCGUAUAUUCGGUGGCGUUUUCUCCCGAUCGGACUCUUUUAUUGAGCGCCUCAGAAGAUACCACUAUAAGGUUGUGGAGCCUGCAAAUUUGGACCUGCCUGGUCGUGUACAAGGGCCACAUGUUUCCCGUGUGGGACGUUAAAUUCUCGCCGCUCGGUUACUAUUUCGCUUCGGCUUCCUAUGAUAAAACCGCACGUCUCUGGGCUACGGAUCACUAUCAACCUUUAAGGAUUUUUGCUGGACAUUUUUCAGAUGUUGAGUGCAUCCAAUUCCAUCCGAACUCGAACUACUUGGCGACCGGUUCUAGCGACCGAAGGGUCUGCCUGUGGGACAUCACCACCGGCAACCACGUCCGUUUAAUGACCGGCCACAAACAGCCGAUCCAGGCGUUGGCGUUCAGCGUUUGCGGCCGUUUUUUGGCAUCGGCCGGUGCGGAUUGUCGCGUUUUAAUAUGGGACCUCGCCCACGGACAUUUGGUCGCCGAACUGACCGGACACGAGAAAACCGUCCAUUGUUUGGCGUUCAGUCGGUGCGGGAACGUGCUGGUGUCCGGCUCGUUGGACUGUUCGUUGCGGUUGUGGCAUUUCACGAAAUUGGCCGAGGACAGCAGCUCGGAGGACGUCAACAUCUCGCAUAAUCCGGACGUGAAGGUCGGCGAGAAUUAUUUGCUCAGGACGUUCCAAACGAAGAACUCGCCUUUAAUUAAUUUACAUUUUACCAGGAGGAAUUUGAUGAUUGCGGUCGCGGUGUUUAAUGGGGUCGCUAGUUAAUGGAUAGUAUUUAAUAAAGAUUUAUGUAUGUACGCAAA